UACGGGCAUUUUGAGUGGGUGGUCAUGCCUUUUGGCCUCACCAACGCCCCGACGACCUUUCAAGCGGCAAUGACCAACGAGUUCCGUGCAAUGUUGGACCGGUUCGUGCUGGUCUACUUAGACGAUAUUCUCGUCUAUAGCCGGACUUUGGAGGAUCAUCUUCAGCAUCUUCGACGAGUGUUGAAGACGCUCCGCCACGCCAAGUACAAGGCCAACCGCGACAAGUGCAAAUUUGUCCGGCAAGAGCUGGAAUACUUGGGCCAUUUUGUCACACCGGAGGGCAUCAGUCCGCUAUCGGACAAGAUUCAAGCCAUCCAAGAAUGGUCGGAGCCUCGGAACGUCACGGAUGUCCGCUCGCUCCUUGGUCUCGCUGGCUACUAUCAGCGUUUCAUCAAAGGCUACUCGAAAAUCGCGUCCCACUUAACCAAGCUUCAAUGCGAGGAUCGGUCGUUUGACUUCGGAGAGGAGGCGCGGGAAUCAUUUUUGGCUCUCAAAGCCGCGCUAUUAUCUGCGGAGGUCUUGCGGCUAUACGACCCGCUUUUGCCUACGCGCGUCACUACGGAUGCGUCAGGCUAUGGCACUGGUGCAGUCCUCGAGCAACAUGAUGGUGUGGACUGGCACCCGGUCGAGUAUUUCAACAAGAAAGUGUCUGUCGUGCAUUCCAUUGACGAUGCACUCAAGAAGGAGCUUAUCGCCUUUGUCCAUGCGCUCAAGCGGUGGCGGCACUUCCUCCUCGGUCGAAGCCAAUUUCGAUGGGUAACGGACAACAAUCCGUUGGUCUUCUAUAAGACCCAAGACACCGUCAACAGCACCAUCGCCCGAUGGAUGGCUUUCAUCGACCAGUUCGAUUUCUUUCCCGAUCACAUUCCGGGGAAGUCGAACCGUUUUGCGGAUGCCCUUUCACGGCGUCCGGAUCAUUGUACCGCGGUCUACUCAACCUUCGAGGUCGACGAUGACCUGCGGAACAGCUUCAUCCGCAACUACCAAGUCGACCCCCAGUUUCGCGACAAGUACGCGAAUUGCUCCUCUCCUAAUCCGGCACCUUCUCACUACGGGAUCCAAGAGGGGUACUUGCUUGUCCACACGUGGGGGAAGGACCUUCUUUGCGUACCGAGUGAUCCUCACUUGCGUAUACGGCUUCUUGGCGAGUUCCACGAUGCUCCCGCCACUGGACACUUUGGGGUCAAUCGCACAAUUGGCCGACUUCGCGAGCAAUUUUGGUGGCCCGGCCUUCUCGGCGACGUCACACGCUAUUGCGAGUCAUGCGAGGUUUGCCGACGCUGCAAAUCCCGCAACCAUCGUCCGUACGGCGAGUUACGACCAUUACCGGUCCCGUUGAGGCGAAGGGAAGAGAUUGCCAUGGACAUUACCGGCCCGUUCCCCAAGCACAAGACCGGAGUGGAUGGGAUUCUCACGGUGGUCGACCGAUUCACCAGGUUUGCCAUGUUUUUGCCUUGCCGCUAUCAUGCCAAGGCACCGGAGUUGGCCGAGGUUCUUUACGCCGGUUGGAUUCGAACCAAGGGUUACCCCAAGGAGAUCGUCUGUGACCGCGACAUUCGGUUCAUGUCCGAUUUUUGGUUGACGCUCAUCAAGCGAUGGGGCUCAUCUCUCAAGCCCAGUUUAGCUCGCCACCCUCAGACCGAUGGCCAAACGGAGAGGGCGCACCAGACCACACAGGUUCUCCUUCGCACUCUCAUCCGUCCUGACCAGAAGGACUGGGUUGAGCGGUUGCCGGAUGUCGAGUUGGCCUACAACUCUUCCAUCCACCCGGCUAUCGGGAUAUCGCCUUUCAAGUUCGAGCACGGCUCGCCGGUCACUUCACCAUUGGAUAUUAUCACUCCACGAACGGCCGAGAGCGACGACCAUCUUCUUUUCUUGCGUCGAAUGCAAGAGCUUCUUGUCAAGGCACGCGACCAGAUGGCUAAGACACAGCAGCGCACGAGCCAGCAGGCCAAUCGCCAGUGUCUUCCUUGCCCAUUCCGCGUCGGCGACCUCGUUUGGGUUUCCGCAGCGGAAUUCCGCCUUGAACAAGACAUCUCUUGCAAGCUCCUCCCGAAAUGGAUGGGGCCUUGGUCGAUCGUAGCACCCGCUGGAGACGCACCCAAGGGACCUUCCUUCACGAUUCAGGUGCCCGCCCACUUGCCCGUGUACCCAGUCUUUCAUUGCUCCAAGUUGGCUCUUUACACGUCAGCGGAACAUGACGAUUUUCCCAGGAGACGUUCGCAAGACCCACCCUCCGUGGAUGGUUUUUAGGAGGUCGGCGACAUCAUCUCCCAGCGACGCUACAGUAACAGGCCAACCAAGU
Messenger RNA from Chara braunii, 2305 nucleotides. The record is from the annotation of a GenBank genome assembly. Lineage: Eukaryota; Viridiplantae; Streptophyta; Charophyceae; Charales; Characeae.